Messenger RNA from Exophiala aquamarina CBS 119918, 351 nucleotides. RefSeq lists its product as uncharacterized. NCBI's taxonomy places the organism in Eukaryota, Fungi, Ascomycota, Eurotiomycetes, Chaetothyriales, Herpotrichiellaceae. The annotation marks the transcript as partial. The transcript has a single exon. The record is from RefSeq and is a predicted model, not a curated record.
CCAAUCAGCAUCUAUCUGGGGACCAUCUUAUACACCAUCGGCAUUCUGACAAAGACAAUUGGGGAGUUUCAGCGGAAGAGGUUCAAGGACAAGCCCGAGAUUGUAGGAAAGACCUGCAAGAGUGGCCUUUUCUCCAGUCGGCCUUACUUAGGCUACUCACUGUGACGAGCAGGCUAUGCUUUGAGCUCGGGCGCACCGGUCUUGAGCGCAAGGGUUAGCUUCGUUUCUCAUCUAUGUUUUGUUACGAGAGCCAUCCCGGUCAUGGACAACGAUAUGAGUUGCAGGUAUGGUGAGCAUUGAGUCAAAACCAAGCGCGACGUCCCGUAUGCAUUAGUAGCUGGAGUAUGGUGA